UUAUAUUAUAUUUCGAUCAAGUUAAAAUCGAUCGCCAUAGAGAUAUACAAAAAGAGAAUCGGAAGAGGAAAAACGAGGAAUAGUCAUAGAUCGAAUGGCACUAUGGAAAACCCACAUAAAAAAAUGAUGACGUCGUGUACUAAUGUGUCAGAACAGGCACAUCAUGUAUCAAGAACUAAACGGGGUCAAGCUAUAGGUCAUGUAAGAGGUUUUCGUGGGUGUACAGUAUGGUUGACCGGUCUCUCAGGAGCAGGGAAAACUUCUAUAGCUUUUCAAGUGGAAGCAAUAUUAGUUGAUCAUGGAAUUGCAGCAUACGGGCUUGACGGAGAUAACGUCAGAAGUGGUCUAAACUGCAAUCUAGGCUUCAGUAAAGAAGAUAGAAAAGAAAAUAUAAGGAGAGUUGCAGAAGUCGCGAAAUUAUUUGCGGAUAGUGGACAAAUAUGUUUAUGUAGCUUCGUAUCGCCAUUCGAAGAAGAUAGACAAAUGGCAAGAGAAAUACACAAAGCCUCGGAUCUUCCAUUCUUUGAAGUUUUCGUUGAUACACCGCUUAAUGUUUGUGAAGCUAGAGAUACAAAGGGACUUUAUAAGAAAGCACGGCAAGGUGCUAUAAAAGGUUUUACUGGCAUAGAUCAGAUGUAUGAAAGACCCAUUAAUCCUGACUUGGUGGUAACCACAGAAAACUGUACUUUAGAAGAAUCAGCUGCAACGGUGAUCGAUCUUCUGGAAAAACAGUGUAUCAUACCAGUAUUACCAAAACCUACUGCACCUAUAAGAGAACUGUUUGUUCCAGAAUCCAGAAUUGCUUCUGCCAAAGCAGAGGCAGACACUUUACAGAGUGUAGAAAUUACUAAGAUUGAUAUACAAUGGCUUCAGAUUCUAGCAGAAGGUUGGGCUCUCCCACUUACUGGUUUCAUGAGAGAAAGCCAAUACCUACAGACUCAACAUUUGAAAUGUCUACUUGAAGGUGGAAAAGAAGUAAAUCAGUCUAUUCCUAUAGUUCUUGCAAUAAGCACUACAGAUAAACUUCGUUUGGAGGGACAUUCAGCGAUAACACUUAGAUAUAAAAACAAGGCUUUGGCAAUAUUACGAAGACCAGAGUUUUAUUUUCAUAGGAAAGAAGAAAGAUGUGGGUGGCAAUUUGGAACUAACAACUUAGGUCAUCCUUAUGUGAAGAUGAUUUAUGAAUCAGGAGAUUGGCUGGUAGGUGGGGAUAUAGAAGUUCUAGAAAGGAUUAAAUGGCAUGAUGGUCUUGAUAUAUAUAGAUUGACACCGAAUGAAAUUAGAGCAAAAUGUAGAAAAUUGAAAGCUGAUGCAGUAUUUGCAUUUCAACUUAGAAAUCCUAUACAUAAUGGUCAUGCCUUACUUAUGCAGGAUACGAAAAAACGUUUACUUGAAGAAAGAGGUUUUAAAAAUCCUGUAUUAUUAUUACAUCCACUAGGAGGUUGGACAAAAGAAGAUGAUGUACCUUUACAUACAAGAAUUAUGCAACAUAAAGCUAUUUUGGAAGAGGGUGUACUCGAUGCAAAUUCUACUUUACUAGCUAUUUUUCCAAGUCCUAUGAUGUAUGCUGGUCCUGUUGAAGUACAAUGGCAUGCUAAAGCCAGAAUGAAUGCAGGGGCAAACUUUUACAUUGUGGGUAGAGAUCCAGCUGGUAUACCACAUCCAAAUAAAAAAGCUACACCUGAUGGUAAUCUCUACGAUCCUACUCACGGUGCGAGAGUUCUUUCAAUGGCACGAGGAUUACAAAGUUUAGAAAUCAUUCCGUUUAAAGUUGCGGCAUAUGAUAAGAAAAAUAAGAAAAUGUCCUUUUUCGAUCUAGAACGGAAACAAGAUUUUGAUUUUAUAUCAGGAACGAGAAUGCGCGAUUUAGCUAAAGCAGGAAAAUGUCCACCUGAUGGUUUUAUGUCUCCAAAAGCAUGGAAUGUCCUUGCACAAUAUUAUCAAAAUGUAAAUAAGGAUUAAUCAGAAUUCAUUUAGAAUUAAGUGCUAUUUUAUAGUAUAGAUCUAUAAAUUAGACCACUUCAUAUAGUGCAAUUACUCUAUUUACAUCUUCUUAUACUAAUUAACAUAUGCCACACUAUACAAAAGUAAGAGUGAAGUAUGGUUUUAACUAAAUGUUUGUACAUGUAUAUUAAAAAUUUUUCUCUUGUACAGCAUAAUAUUGGGGAUUUAUCCCUUCAUUAGAUAGGUUGAUGUCUAUUUGCAAUGAUUCUGCAAUGUGUAAGUAAUUUUAUUUUUUACCUACAAAGAAACUGAUGAUGAUAUAUAUAUAUAUAUCACAUAUGUAUAUGUGUUGACAAAAAAUACGAAAUGUGUGAUAUAUAAUAUGUAAUAUUGAAAAUAUUUCGAAUUGACAACAUAAUAUACACAGCUUUAGUAGCAUAAGGUACAAAUUAGUUACAAAAUACUUAGGAAAGAAAAAAAAAAUUUUAUAGUAAUUACGUACAAAUAAGAAUAAUUCAAUGUAUACAAAUAAGUAAUAAACAUAUUACAUGCACAUGA
Messenger RNA from Vespula pensylvanica (western yellowjacket), 2502 nucleotides. It is a transcript of the gene Papss, whose product is annotated as bifunctional 3'-phosphoadenosine 5'-phosphosulfate synthase-like. NCBI's taxonomy places the organism in Eukaryota, Metazoa, Arthropoda, Insecta, Hymenoptera, Vespidae. The record is from RefSeq and is a predicted model, not a curated record. The coding region runs from base 103 to 1962 and encodes 619 amino acids. The transcript is spliced from 6 exons. Gene Ontology annotation, biological process: 3'-phosphoadenosine 5'-phosphosulfate biosynthetic process; sulfate assimilation. Gene Ontology annotation, molecular function: sulfate adenylyltransferase (ATP) activity; adenylylsulfate kinase activity; ATP binding.